AGUCCUAUUUAGUAAUGCACACUGGUGUAGGAAGUAGUCUGGAGGACUGGGCUAGAUUCCUUUCAUUUACACACUGAUUGGAUUGGAUUUACAAAGAGCAGAUCAAGGGAGCUGCUGUUUCGGGGAAUGGCAGACCCAAUGAUGAUGCAAGCCAUGCAAAACGGACAUCCCAAUUAUAGGAUGAACAUGAGCAGUAUGCAGUCUCAACCACAUCCUCAUUCUGCUAGAAGUAUGCCUUCAAUACCAAUGAUGCAAUAUGGAGUUGGUCAUCCAGAUGGAAAUAUGAGGGCGCGGAUGAAUAUGCAUCAGCAUGUGGCAAAUCCUAUGAUGUACCCUGGACAAGCUCAAUCCUAUAUGGCGACUCAGCAACUAAUGGCUACAAUGCAUCUUCAAAAACUCAACACUCAGUACCAGGGACAUCCAAUGAUGACUAAUACUGGACUUGUACAGGGACUUCCAGCUUACAAAAUGGCACCAAAUCACCACCAAAACAUGCCUACAUUAAAUGUGACAGAUGCUGACCUCAUUGAUGAGGAUGUAUUAACAUCUCUGGUCCUGGAAUUAGGUUUGGACAGAAUCGAAGAGCUACCUGAACUAUACUUGGGGCACAAUGAGAUGGAUUUUAUUUUGGACUUUGUAGGCAAGCAGCAGGUUAGCACUGUAACCUGCUGAAGGACAGUUUAUUAAUAGGCAACUGUGAAACUAAGCUGCACUGUAUAUGGCUUCCAGAGGUCCUAAGUUUAAUAACUCACUGCCCUCGAUUCGAAACAAAACGUGGUAAAAUAAGGCUCUCUGGACUAUAUUAACAAUCACGAGAGAUUCAUUUCUUAUUUCAUAUACACAAUAAACAUACCUAUAGCUGAAGGCUUCAUGUAACAAUUGGAAGAUAAUUACCAUAAUGCAUUUGACUGAAAACUUUGCACCAAACCAUUUAUUUGUAUCAUUUCCUCGCCUUGAUCGCCAGUAACAAUAUCAAUUGCAAUAAUUCCACUUAUUUCAUGUCAUUUUACUGGUGAUGGUUUGUUUACAUUUUCUUUGAAUGCACAAUCAGUUUGGUGUAUAAUAUAUUUUUUUUCAUUUACAUGGAACAAUUAUUGCUCCUGAUUUGCACUAGACUGCUAAAAGCUUAUUAUUGCUUUACUGUCACUAGGGCUUGCUCAGUAUACUAGGCCUAAACCAUUCUUAAACCAGGUUCACCUUGUGCAGCUUUUGAUGUGUUGUCUUUUAGAACAAGCCAGGACUGGAUCUUAACUGGAUUGAGUUCCGAAUGCUGUGUGCGGGCUUCCAUGUUCACGCCCACCCCCUUGUGACGUCACAGCCUGCCCCCUGAAUGAAAGUCUAUGGGAAGGGGGCGUCACGGCAUUGAGGGGGCGGGACAUGACGUCACAUGAUGAGGCGUGACGUCACGAGGGGGCAGGAAACGGAAGCCCGCACACAGCAGUCGGAACUCAAUGUUCCGGAUGCUGGGUAGCGGAGUAACCCUUUAAAGAGAGGAAAGGCUUCUUUUUUAGGCAAAACUUGUAAUUGGAGAGUCUGGCAUUAAAACUGUUAUAUUGUUUCAGACAAAUUAUUCUUAGUAGCCACAUCAAUAAAAAAAACUAUUAUAAAGUAGCUUAAGGUACUGGACGCAUGUGCCCUUAUGAUUAGGUUUCUACACACACUUUCUUUUUUUGUUUUUUGUAAACUGCCUCUGCAGUUGUUGAGACAAAGCCAGAAGUGUAUGCAAAAGAAAUGGGAAAUAUAAAGGAAGGACUUAUACUUCCCCUUUCUUAUGGAUAAACUUCUGAGUUUGUCUCAAUAACUGCACUGGCAAUAUUUAAAAAAAUGGCCAAAAAAAAAAACCUGUGUGGAAACCUAGCCUAUUUUUGGCUUUUAAGUUUGUGUUCAGGUAUAAACCCACGUGCAAUGUCAAAUAAUUAUAUAGAAUUUUGGAAAAAAAUAAAAAAAAUUGCACUGUACAGUUGGGUGGUUGCAGGUUUAUGGAGAUAUUGUGGAUGAUUCCAUUACAGUAAAUGCAGAUAGCCAUACAUGUUCUUAAUCUAAAACAUAAAACAAAUUGGAUAGUUACAUUGUAAAUGAUAAAUAAAAGAGAAAUGAUGAAAUGGCAUUUGUGGACUUAAACAUUGCUGUUAAGAUUAAAUCUAAAUAGAAUGAACUUUAUUUCCAACAUAAUAUGACCUCACUAAAAUUCUGCUGUCCCCUGAAAUCGACCUCAAUAGACCAAAUGUAGUCUUUUGACUAUGAUUGGUCUGUUUUACGCUGAUAUACAUUUUUUGUGAGACAAAAUACCUUAGGAAUCUACACUAUUCUAUCUCACAAAUGAAACGUAUGGAAGAUAUCAGAUGCUAUCUUUAUGAGGGACUUUCUUGUGAAGACAAACCCUAUAAAAGGUCUACAAUGGCCCCUAUACAUUGUAGAGCAAAGACGCUAAGCAGCAAAUCCCUGAAGGUUAGGGUGGCUGACUUUCAUAUGACAAGGCGUUGUGUAAUAACCGAAUAACCAGUCAAGCAACUGUAAAAGAGGGAGUAACCUGUCAAGAAAUUGUUCUCCAAUAGUGAGUCUUUGCUCAAUAGUGAGCCACUCCGUUUAACACAGUCUAAGAGAACACAGGUUUUCACCCUUUCACCGCUACACUGAAGUUAUCUGCUAUGUAACCUUAAAAAUAAUACUCUGUAUGAAAAACAUUUUUUUUAAAUCAACUGGUGGC
Messenger RNA from Hyla sarda, 2707 nucleotides. RefSeq names its product cbp/p300-interacting transactivator 3-like. Bases 127 to 672 code for a protein of 181 amino acids. The record is from RefSeq and is a predicted model, not a curated record. The transcript is spliced from 2 exons. Lineage: Eukaryota; Metazoa; Chordata; Amphibia; Anura; Hylidae. Gene Ontology annotation, biological process: regulation of DNA-templated transcription. Gene Ontology annotation, cellular component: nucleus.